UACUUGAGGUUGCUAAAAAGGGAGGAUUUCCCAUGCCACUCAAGGAACUGCAAAUCGAAGCGUUACUUUGUGUCAUUGAAAAACGUGACAUUAUGGCUAUACUCCCAACAGGUUAUGGUAAAAGCCUGAUUUACCAGCUGGCACCACUUAUCCUUAAAGAUUAUUAUAAUCUACAGAAGUCUGUUUGCAUCGUGUUGACACCUUUGAACAGUAUUAUGCAAGAUCAGAUCAUUGCACUGCAAAAGAUUGGAGUACAAGCCUGUUGUGUGGACUAUAACUGUCAGGGUGGUCAAGCAUUGUUUGAUGAUGAUGAUGAUGAAGGGGGUGCUAAAUCAGAUGGAGAUGUAAUAUUAACGGUCCCUAUGUCCGAUAUUGCUGAUGGACAGUUCACAUUGGUGUAUUCUCCCCCUGAGGCGCUUUUAAGCACUGAUACGGGGAAAUCCUUGAUACAAAAUUUGGAGAAUAAAAAAAUAAUUUCGUGCAUAGCUGUAGACGAGGCACACAUGAUUCUGGAAUGGGGACAGCAGUUUCGACAAGACUUCAGCAGAAUAGGUUCUGAUCUCUUGGCAAGGUUUACUAACAUUCCUGUUCUCGUGUUCACUGCUACAGCUUCACCAGAUGCUCAAAAGAAGAUAUGCGCAAGUCUUCAACUUAAAACUGCAAAGAUAAUAGCAAUGAAUCCUGAUAGACCAAACAUUAAAUAUAUUAAAACUGAACAACCGUCUUCUUCAAACACACAAGACCAUCUGGAUGAGAUCCUUACUCCUAUGGCUGAACAGCUUAUCAAAGAAAAACAUCAAUAUCAACUUACUAUCAUGUACACGGACACAUAUGUAAUAAGCUAUGUCUAUGCUUUCUUUGAGAAAAAAUGGGUGACCUUCAGUAUGUGGGAGAUGCCGUGCCGGAGAACAGACUUUUUGCUCAGUACCACCAAACAUAUACAGAAAAAAUGAAACGACACAUAGUCAAAGAGCUAUGCAAAGAAAAUUCGAAGAUCAGACUCAUAUUUGCAACUGUAGCCCUUGGAAUGGGACUAAAUGCACCAAAUAUCAGAACUGUUAUUCAUUACAAGCCACCAACUUCCAUCGAAAAGUACUUCCAGGAAACUGGCCGGGCCGGAAGGGAUGGAUUACCAAGUACGGCAGUUAUGUAUUAUAACAAUACUGACAUACGAAGAAAUCGACCAGGAAUAGAGCGGCAAAUGAUACAAUAUUGCAAGAACAGUUCAAAAUGCAUGAGACUAUUAAUGCUGGAAUGUUUUGGAUAUUCAAAAAGUGAAAAUAUUGAUAACAACUUGUGUUGUAGCAUUUGUGAUAAGAAUCUCCAAACAACAGUUGCCUAAUACAAAACAAGAAUUAGCCUAUAUGAAAACUUUCACUAUAGAGAUACCAUUCACAUACCUCUAACAAGUCUUGCUGAACAUGAAAUAGUUCUUCGA
This is a messenger RNA of Dreissena polymorpha, 1438 nucleotides long. RefSeq names its product bifunctional 3'-5' exonuclease/ATP-dependent helicase WRN-like. NCBI's taxonomy places the organism in Eukaryota, Metazoa, Mollusca, Bivalvia, Myida, Dreissenidae. Gene Ontology annotation, biological process: double-strand break repair via homologous recombination. Gene Ontology annotation, molecular function: four-way junction helicase activity; nucleic acid binding; 3'-5' DNA helicase activity. The record is from RefSeq and is a predicted model, not a curated record. The transcript has 2 exons. Bases 33 to 953 code for a protein of 306 amino acids. Gene Ontology annotation, cellular component: chromosome; nucleus; cytoplasm.